UUUAGUUGGAUAACGUACAGAAACAGAGCACAAAUGCCACAGGAUUUAGCAACCAAAAGAUAAGAGUAAAGAGUUGCUCAUGGCGCAAAAUGCAAAUGCCAGCUAAAAAAAAUCGACUCUGGGUUGCGUAACCCUCUGGAAAAGGAUGAGACUUUCAGGAUAGAGAAUUCAAAAAGCUACAACCUUUGAGCUCCCUCCACCUUUCCAUGGCGGGCACCAUCAAACCCGUACUCCCUCCCCAACAACAACAAUUGAUCCCAACGAAACAAACCCUUCACCCUGCUUCUCCUCCAUGGAUUUCCCGCAAACCCAUUUCCCAUGGCGGCCAUUCAUCACUUGGCAUUUCUUCUUCUCACAGCAGGCCGCCACUCUCAGCCUCCGUAUCAUUCGACCCGUCGAGAAACUUCGACCUUUCUUUAUUCGACGACGAUCAAGACGCGUCGGAUGUCGCGCCGCAGCCGAUGCCGCCGAGCGAAGGAAGGUAUGAAGUUGUCAUCGACAAUGGCAUCAUUAGCGCACUCGAUUUGUCCCCGUUUCGCGAUGUUAUGCCUACGGGGAUUGUUAAUUCUUCUAGCUCCCCUGCCUCAGUGGAUGAAGUAAAGCAGUUGUUGGAACGAAGCGUGGGGUUUACGAUAAACUAUACGAGGGAGGAUCCCCGGGAUCCUCGAGAGCUGUCGGAACUCCCAGAUGUGAGGCUCUGGUUCGUGUGGCUCGAUGCAGCUUAUCCAUGGCUGCCGGUGGUGCUUGACUGGAGAGCAGGGGAACUCGCCCGUAUGCCGCCAUGAUGGUCCCUCAUCAGGUAGUAAUACAUUAUUCGGUCAUGAUACGCGCGCGUGUUGACAUUGUUCGAUUGUAAUUGGUGCAACUUUUCCCCUGUUGGAACAUGAAUUCGAUGGUUUGGGAGUUAGUUAUUUGUGAAAUUGGAUGGUUUGGUUUUAUGUGUGUGUGGUGUGCAGAUGAACAUGAAGAUGGGGGUUGUGUUCAAUCCAGAGGCGUUGGAGUUGUUUGUGAUGAAGAAAGUGUUUGCGGUGUAUUUGAUAAUCGCAAAUCCACUUAUUUCUCGAUUUUUGAUGAUUUAUGACAAUUUAACAGAGGCCGGUGAGGGACACAUCUCAAUCUCCUACCGAAAUUCUUUCAUG
Messenger RNA from Linum tenue, 1139 nucleotides. Lineage: Eukaryota; Viridiplantae; Streptophyta; Magnoliopsida; Malpighiales; Linaceae. The record is from the annotation of a GenBank genome assembly.